Messenger RNA from Grammomys surdaster, 2620 nucleotides. It is a transcript of the gene Bcl2l1, whose product is annotated as BCL2 like 1. Gene Ontology annotation, cellular component: mitochondrial outer membrane. The transcript has 3 exons. Gene Ontology annotation, molecular function: protein homodimerization activity; protein heterodimerization activity. The record is from RefSeq and is a predicted model, not a curated record. Bases 438 to 1139 code for a protein of 233 amino acids. Lineage: Eukaryota; Metazoa; Chordata; Mammalia; Rodentia; Muridae. Gene Ontology annotation, biological process: negative regulation of intrinsic apoptotic signaling pathway; extrinsic apoptotic signaling pathway in absence of ligand; intrinsic apoptotic signaling pathway in response to DNA damage.
GUUCUCCUGACUCCCAGUAGGAGGCGGAGAGCCAAGGGGCGUGCUAGAGCGAGGGGGGUUGGGCUCCCGGGUGGCUGGAGGCUGCGGAGCAGAGAGGCCGCCCUCGAUCCGGGCGAUGGAGGAAGCAAGCGAGGGGGCAGGUUCCUAAGCUUCGCAAUUCCUCUGUCGCCUUCUGGGCUGCCUACCAGGUCGCAUGAUCCCUCCGGCCGGGGCUGGUUUUUUUGCUGAGUUACCGGCGACCCAGUCACCACCUCCUCACGACCUAUGAUACAAAAGACCUUCCGGGGGCUGCACCUGCUUGCUGUCGCCGGAGAUAGAUUUGAAUAACCUUAUCUUGGCUUUGGAUCCUGGAAGAGAAUCGCUAAACACAGGGCAGACCCAGUGAGUGAGCAGGUGUUUUGGACAAUGGACUGCUUGAGCCCAUCUCUAUUAUAAAAAUGUCUCAGAGCAACCGGGAGCUGGUGGUUGACUUUCUCUCCUACAAGCUUUCCCAGAAAGGAUACAGCUGGAGUCAGUUUAGUGAUGUCGAAGAGAAUAGGACUGAGGCCCCGGAAGAAACGGAACCAGAAAGGGAGACCCCCAGUGCCAUCAAUGGCAACCCAUCCUGGCACCUGGCGGAUAGCCCCGCGGUGAAUGGAGCCACUGGCCACAGCAGCAGUUUGGAUGCGCGGGAGGUAAUCCCCAUGGCAGCAGUGAAGCAAGCGCUGAGAGAGGCUGGUGAUGAGUUUGAACUGCGGUACCGGAGAGCAUUCAGUGAUCUGACAUCCCAGCUUCAUAUAACCCCAGGGACAGCAUAUCAGAGCUUUGAACAGGUAGUGAAUGAACUCUUUCGGGAUGGGGUAAACUGGGGUCGCAUUGUGGCCUUUUUCUCCUUUGGCGGGGCACUGUGCGUGGAAAGCGUAGACAAGGAGAUGCAGGUAUUGGUGAGUCGGAUUGCAAGUUGGAUGGCCACCUACCUGAAUGACCACCUAGAGCCUUGGAUCCAGGAGAACGGCGGCUGGGACACUUUCGUGGAACUCUACGGGAACAAUGCAGCAGCCGAGAGCCGGAAAGGCCAGGAGCGUUUCAACCGCUGGUUCCUGACGGGCAUGACUGUGGCUGGUGUGGUUCUGCUGGGCUCACUCUUCAGUCGGAAGUGACCGGACACUGACCGUCUUACUCACCUCUCACCUCCCACCCUGCCCCACCACGACUCUCUCUUCAGCCACCAUUGCUACCAGGAGAACCACUACAUGCAACUCACGCCCCUUCCCCUAUCACAGGGUUGGGCCUAGACGGCGUCCCCUGCAGUUAGCUUUCUAGAAUCUACCACGCUUCUGUGAAAGCCACCUUCCCCCACAUCUCAGUUCCCUUGGCCUCAAAACUCACAAGGUUUUCCCCCCAAACUGGCUCCUUGGAGGCUGGCAAGAGUGGGAAGGGGUGUGCUAGAGGGAGGAGAGCCUGCCUUGUUGGUGGGACCCUAAUUACCCCUGAGCCUCUUGGGAAUGCUUUCUGGCAGGGAGCUCUUCCCCUGAAAGAGACUAGAUUGCCUUGGUUUUGAUGUGUGUGGCCUCAGAAUUGAUCAUUUCCCAUCCCACUGUGUCCCUGGGGCAGCUCCUCCUUCCCAUCUCAACCCCUUAAGAGCCAUUGAGUGGAGUGCUUUUAGCCCUUUUGACUAAUUAGAAAUUCAGGCUGCUUGGGAUAAUGAGGCAAGGACCAGAACCUCCUCCCCACCUGUGGCCUGGCCAGAGCCCCUACUCCUAGUCUGAAUGUUCUCCUAGGGCCUCUGGCUAGAGUCUAGCCUCACCCAGGAGGAGGGGCUUAGCUACUGAAAGUCCACCUUGCUAGAGCUAGAGUGGCUCUUUCAGUUUAGCACCACCCAAGAUCCUUGUCCACCCUCCCCUGGCUCCCAUGACCAUGACUGAGGGACCAACUGGGCCCAUGAUAGGUGCCCCAGAGCUGUUAAUGACUUCAGCUGCCUCACUUCCUGCAAGAUCACCCUUUGGCAUCUUUGCCUUGGGUGCUGGCCACAGAGUCCAGGGACUCUGGCCUCAGCCCAGAAGUGAAGGGAAGCUAUACAGAGCAGCUGUGGGAGCCCCAGGGGCUUCCCUACCUCAGGCAGGAAGGGCAGGAAGAAGAGCCUGGUGCACAGGUGCAGAGGAUUGCAAGGGCUUGUCUUUGUGCCCUGCCCCCACCUAGCCUGGGCAGCAAGGCUGCCAAGGUCAGAAUGGCCUGGCCAGGAGCCCUUCAGGCCUCUGUCUCCUCCGCUCCACCCUUGGCCUGUCUCAUCCCUGUGGGUCCCAGCUCAGCUCUGGCCACCCCGGGCUCUCUGCUGUACAUAUUCGAGACUAGUUUUUAUUCCUUGUGAAGAUGAUAUACUAUUUUUGUUAAGCGUGUCUGUAUUUAUGUGUGAGGAGCUGCUGGCUUGCUGUGCGCGUGCCCGUGGAGAGCUGGUGCCCAGACUGGCAGCCUGAUGCUCCCUCCCUGCCUGCCUGGGGAAGCCCAUGGGGUCCUAGCCUCUGAGGGGCACCCAUCCCUCCCCUCCCCUCACCCUACACUUGUUCCAGCUCUUUGAAAUAGUUUGUGUGAAGGUGAAAGUGCAGUUCAGUAAUAAAUGGUGUCUGUGACUCUGUGAACCACA